AUGGAAUUGACACACCGCGCCCCACCCAUGCCCCGUUUUCCAUUCCUCUUGCGAUGUCAGUACGUGUACAAGCCAUGCGGCAAUAUGCGCACCCUCAAGAAAGACGGCAACGCGCACAAACUGUGCGCGUUCCACCGCAGCCGCGCCAACAUUGUGCAAAAGAAUUACGCGCUCAAGCGGCGCCAGCGAUUGAGGGAGCAAGCUGAAAAUGCCGACGAGGCAGGGUCGGGCCCAUCGACACCGCCCAAGCCUCGACGCACGCGACGGCAGCCCACCCAACCGAUUCCGUUUCGAAGCGUGGACCAAGAGGCCACCGUCAUCCCCACCGAUGUUUUGGUGCUGACAAUGCUUCUCCUUGACGACGGAAUCGACCCGUUGUCGUCGACGUCGGGCAGCGACAUUUCGUCGGAGGACGCAUCUGUGUUACAGGAAUUGCUUCUAUGACGCGCCAAGUAUGGCGACGCCGGUGUUAAGUUUAGAUAGUUGUUGUCUCAGUGGGCGGCUUUUAAUAUAAAUGUCCUUGAAUGGUA
Messenger RNA from Aphanomyces invadans, 530 nucleotides. RefSeq lists its product as hypothetical. The coding region runs from base 1 to 444 and encodes 147 amino acids. NCBI's taxonomy places the organism in Eukaryota, Oomycota, Saprolegniomycetes, Saprolegniales, Verrucalvaceae. The transcript has a single exon. The record is from RefSeq and is a predicted model, not a curated record.